Messenger RNA from Culex quinquefasciatus (southern house mosquito), 496 nucleotides. RefSeq lists its product as uncharacterized. The transcript is spliced from 3 exons. The coding region runs from base 82 to 417 and encodes 111 amino acids. NCBI's taxonomy places the organism in Eukaryota, Metazoa, Arthropoda, Insecta, Diptera, Culicidae. The record is from RefSeq and is a predicted model, not a curated record.
GGUUGCCAAUCGAAACGCGCAUGGCAACAAUUGGACGACUCCGAACCUGGAUCCUGACGGAAGCCGCCACCUGACCCGUGCAUGACGCCGAUAUCGUCCGGAACUGGUACGAGGGACGGCCAUGGCAUUGCCAGCAACCUGGAAGUGCCCUUGAAACGACGCUGGAAGAACAGACCCAAGGGUCGCCAACCUGUAAGUUCUCGGAACAAAAUAUGGCCCCGCAAGCGCCCUCGGAAGGACAGAUCAAAAGCUGCACGGACGCGCGUAAUAUAUUCGCGGUUCAAGCAAUCCGGAAUUGCCAUGCGGGACGGCAAUGGAUCUCGAGGUUCCCUUGGAAAGAGGCAGCACAGAACAGGCUCGACAGACGGUCGCCAACCUGGAAGUGCCCUUGGAACGACGCUGGGAGGAACAGGCUGAACGGUGUCCGGCCGCGGUAGAUUUAAGCUACCGGAAUCGACCAAAUAGAUACAUGGCGGAUUAUUUUCCUGUGCCAUCU